Molecule: messenger RNA, 3540 nt
Organism: Nipponia nippon (crested ibis)
Lineage: Eukaryota; Metazoa; Chordata; Aves; Pelecaniformes; Threskiornithidae
Source: RefSeq, a predicted model, not a curated record
AUGGCGCUGCUGAGUAACAACAAGAUCACGGUGCUGGAGAACGGCUCCUUCUUCGGGCUGCGGGCUCUGGAGAAGCUGGACCUGAAGAACAACCUGAUCAGCACGGUCCAGCCAGGCGCCUUCCUCGGCCUCCCCGAGCUGAAGCGCCUGGACCUCUCCAACAACCGCAUCGGCUGCCUGAGCGCCAGCGUCUUCCAGGGGCUCCCCAACCUCCUCAGGCUGAACAUGUCCGGGAACAUUUUCUCCAGCCUCCCGCCCGGCGUCUUCGACGAGCUCCCCUCCCUGAAAGUCGUGGACUUCGCCACCGAGUACCUGACGUGCGACUGCAACCUGCGCUGGGUGCUGCCCUGGGCUCGCAACCGCUCGGCGCAGAUCUCGGAGCGGACGGUGUGCGUCUACCCCCGGCACCUCCACGCCUUCCCCCUGCGCAGCGCGCGGGAGAGCCAGCUCCGCUGCGCGGGCGCCCCGGAGCUGCACACCCACCACCUCAUCCCGUCGCUGCGCCAGGUGGUUUUCCAGGGUGACCGACUGCCCUUCCAGUGCACUGCCACCUACCUGGACAACAGCACCCAGAUCCGAUGGUACCACAACCGUGAGCCGGUGGAGGAGGACGAGCGGACGGGCGUCAUUGUGGAAGAAAGCCUCAUCCAUGACUGCACCUUCAUCACCAGUGAGCUCAUCCUCUCCAACAUCCACGUCUCCGCCAACGGUGAGUGGGAGUGUGCCGUCUCCACCUCCCAGGGCAACGUCAGCAAGAAGGUGGAGAUCGUGGUGCUGGAGACCUCCGCAUCCUACUGCCCUGCCGAGCGGGUCACCAACAACCGCGGGGACUUCAGGUGGCCCCGCACCCUGGCAGGCAUCACCGCCUACCAGCCCUGCCUGCAGUACCCCUUCGCCGCGGGGCCGGCCGGCGGGGGCUCGGCAGUGGAGAAGCAGGCGUGGCGGCGCUGCGACCGCGCCGGGCGCUGGGAGGAGGGUGACUACUCCCACUGCCUCUACACCAACGACAUUACCCGCGUCCUCUACACCUUCGUGCUGAUGCCCAUCAACGCCUCCAACGCCCUGACCCUGGCUCACCAGCUCCGCGUCUACACAGCCGAGGCGGCCAACUUCUCGGACAUGGUUGAUGUCCUCUACGUGGCCCAGAUGAUAGAGAAGUUUAUCGGCUAUGUGGACCAGAUCAAGCAGCUGACGGACGUGAUCGUGGAGAUGGCCAGCAACAUCAUGCUGGUGGAUGACCACAUCCUGUGGAUGUCACAGAAGGAGGAGAAGGCUUGCACCAGCAUCGUCCGCUCCCUGGAGAAGAUCGCUGCCCACACGCUCAGCAGCAACUCCCAGCACAUGGCAGUGAACUCACGCAACAUCGCCUUCGAGGCGUACGUGGUGAAGCCUGAGAGCUACGUGGGGCUGAGCUGCGUGGCUUUCCAGCGGCAGGACGGGGGUCUGGCCGGGCGUCCCCCUCCUGCCGAGCGGGGGGCCGAGCCCAUGCCCGACCAGCAGCUGAGGCUGCGCUGCACCACGGGGCGUCCCAACGUCUCCCUGACUAGCUUCCACAUCAAGAACAGCAUCGCCCUGGCCUCCAUCCAGCUGCCGCCCAGCCUCUUCGCCAGCCCUGUCCCAGCCACGCCGCUGGCCGACUGCAAGCUCCAGCUGCUGGUCUUCCGCAACGGCAAGCUCUUCUGCAGCACAGGCAACUCCUCCCGACUGGCCGACGACGGCAAGCGCCGCAGCGUGGCCACGCCGGUCAUCUAUGCCGGGACCUAUGGCUGCGGAGUGGGAAACCUGUCGGAGCCGGUAGCUGUGUCGCUGCGGCACCCCGGGGAGGGUGCGGACCCGGUGGCCGCGUACUGGAACUUCGAGGUGCUGGGGGGCAUGGGGGGCUGGAGCGCCGAGGGCUGCCAGCUGGCUGCCCGGGAGCCCAACGUCACCUCCCUCCACUGCCGGCACCUCAGCAACGUGGCUGUGCUCAUGGAGCUGAGCGGUUUCCCCAGCGAGGCGCGAGGUGCCGUGGAGGUGCUGCACCCGGCCAUGUACACCUGUACGGCCGUGCUGCUGCUCUGCCUCUUCACCACCAUCAUCACCUACAUUGUCAACCACGGCACCAUUCUCAUCCCGCGGAAGGGCUGGCACAUGCUGCUUAACCUCUGCUUCCACAUCGCCAUGACGGCCGCCGUCUUCGCAGGAGGCAUAACCCUCACCGGCUACCUGAUUGUCUGCCAAGCGGUCGGCAUCAUCUUGCACUACUCCUCCCUCUCCACCCUGCUGUGGAUGGCGGUGAAAGCCAGAGUGCUCUACAAGGAGGUAACCUGGAAGGCCCCGCAGCAGCCAGAUGGGGACACGUCCCAGCCGGCCCCCAGACCCAUGCUACGAGGCUGGGGGGGGGGGUGCGCCGGUGGGAUCCCCCUCAUCAUCUGCGGGAUCACGGCAGCCGUCAACAUCCACAACUACCAUGACAACAACCCCUACUGCUGGCUGGUGUGGCGGCCCAGCCUGGGGGCUUUCUACGUCCCCGUGGCUUUCAUCUUGCUCGUCACCUGGAUUUACUUUCUCUGCGCUGGGCUCAGUCUCCAGUGCCGACCGUCACGCCGGAAAGACGUCCCUGAGCCACUGGAGCCACCGCCGCGGCUGGGGGGUGCUGGCGACCUCCUGACAGACUCCGGGUCCAUCUCGGUCACGCUGAACUCGGGACCACCCUGCCCGGAGGCGGAUGGCGUCUACUCUCUGCAGGUGCAAUUCUGGGCACUGGUGACCACCCACGCCUUGUACGUCACCCUGUGGACGUUCGGCGCCAUGGCUGUGUCCCAGCGCUGGUACUUGAACAUAGUCUUCAGCUGCCUCUACGGCAUCACCGCCGUGGCGCUGGGACUCUUCAUCUUCAUCCACCAUUGCGUCCGGCGCCGGGAUGUCCUCAACUCCUGGUUCUCCUGCUGCCCCUCCUACAGGAACGCCCUGCCCAUGCAGGCAUACGUCCACCCCGGGCUGGUGCCAGAGCAUGGCUCGCAGGUCUUCAUCGGCUGCGACCCGGAGGCAGCUCGCUCCGGCGCCUCCUCCUCCUCCUCACCCAGCAGCACCGGCUCGGCCGGGGGCCGCUGCAAACUCACCAACCUGCAGGUAGCCCAGAGCCAGGCAGACGCCCGCCCGGCCGCUUGCCUGGAGCCAGACCCUGCCGAUGGCAAGACCACCGGCGCCAGCAGGCACGCCAGCAACCUCCACGGCCGCAGGAACCACCGGGGCAGAACUAAGCAGUGCCGGGACGGGAAGCACCACCGCUUGAAAAUGCUGCGGGGCCCCUCCUCGGAGCAUCCCUCCAGCGAGAGCGGGAGCCUCCACAACAGCCACUCCGAGAGCCACCACGCCAGCAGAGACAACCUGCGGCAAGCCAAUGCCGCCGAGAAGGAGGCGAAGCGCCGGUCCUACCCGCUCAAUGUGGCCAGCCACAACGGUGGCCUCAAGGGCAGCAAGUACGACAUCAACCUGGCCAGCGCCGACAGCGUGGCUGGGAUGAAGACCGGCCUCUGGAAGAGCGAAACCACCGUAUAA